Scutellospora calospora is the source of this 468-nucleotide messenger RNA. The record is from the annotation of a GenBank genome assembly. Lineage: Eukaryota; Fungi; Glomeromycota; Glomeromycetes; Diversisporales; Gigasporaceae.
AAAAUUGAUAAAUUCCGUGUUGAAACCGACGCCGCAGUUCAACGCGCAGAAGAAGCCGAGGCUCAAGUCAAAAAAAUCGAACAAGAAUUGACUGCCAAAGAGCAAGAAAAUAUUUCUCUUCAAAAUAAAAUUGCACUUUUAGAGGCUGAAGUUGAACGAGCCGAAAAAAAAAUUUCUGAUUCUAAACUUGCCAAAGAAGAAGAAGAGAACACCAAGAACAUCUCUGAAAGUCUUCAAAGAAAGGUUGCUUUACUUGAAAAUGAAUUGGAUAACACUGAAAAAAAUCUCAGAGAGACAACAGAAAAACUACGUCAAACAGAUGUCAAGGCAGAACACUUUGAGCGCAAAGUCCAACAACUCGAAACCGAAAAAGCAGAAAUAGAAAAACAACUUGAAGAAAUGACUGCUAAAUAUCAAGAAGCCGAGAAAAAAUAUGACGAAGCACUUAAACAACUUGAUGAAUUUUAA